AGUGCAGGCAGCUAUCACUGCAGUGCAGCAGCUAGCUAACCAACCAACCUGAGUACUGACAAAUAAAUAUGGAGGAAAUGAUGUUACAAGUCAACGGCUGUCAGACUGACCCCCCCUGCUCGGGCCCCUAAACAUGUCCACAGAUGACAGUAUCUCUGAGGAUGUGUCCAGCUCGGGGGCCUUGAGCCACUGCCAUGCCAGCGCAGACGGGGAUGGAGGAAAGGAGAGCGAGACCUCUCUGGUGUCCUCGGAGGGGACAUCGGCCUCUGGGCUGGCCGUCUCAGAGGGCAGACACACAACCUCCCAGACCACAGGGGGCGCUGUGGAGAGCAGGGCCGUGGACAUCACACCAGCAUGCAACAAGAUCAGGAGUCUGUGUCUGAGCACAGACGAGGCGUUCCAACCGGGGAAGAGCCUCCCAUUCAUCAACCCGAGCUCCCUGGAGACUUUGAGGGCUUUGGUGCAGGAGAUCCAGAGCAGCGGAGAGACAGACCCCGAGAUCUGGAAGGACUGUGAGGGCCGAUGGUUGCAUCUGUUUCAGCUGGUCGAGAAGCAAUACCAAGAGCAAAUCCUCGCUCAGCAAGAACAAUACCAGUGCCAAAUACAGUUGAUUCAGGAUGAAAUCAAGGCUCUGGUUCAGCUCCAGAAUCGCCAGGCCUGCAUCCUGCCACACUCAGAGCUCUCUCCAACUUCAGUGACCAAAACGACAGCGAACACAAAGGACUAUAUUUUCCCCCUCCUCUCCACCCACUGCACAAACUCCAAGCACGUGGCUAGUGACACUGACAGCCUGGUAGCCCCUGCACACACACCCUUUAGCUCCCCGUCACCUCCUCUGCAGAGAUCAGAGACGGCCCACCACGGCGAGGAGCGGGCCACCACGGGGCUCAGCAGCGGGUACGGGACUCUCUCCGCCUGGGAAACGGGUCUGGAACUUGCCGGGUCUCCGGGGAACGAUGAGGAUGGGACACAAGUGAGGGAGAAGCACCAGUGGUCCCCAAACUUCCAGGAUGACUCAGAGACAGUCUUGGUCGGCUGCCAGAGGGACUUCACCGACGAGAAGCGACUCCGAGUGGAGGAAGCGAACACAUCAGUGUACCAGCACAGAGCCUCUGGCAGCACCAGCCAGCCUCUGACCUCCUGGGCCCAGAGACAGAAACUCAGGCCCAAGAAGAGCAAAGCAGGACACGCUUCAUCCCAAACCCUGGAGUACCAGGAGCAGCCUCAUGGCCUCAGAGAGCCACCCAAACAAACCCCCCCAGAGAUCUGCGACACCCAGGACCAGCAGAGAGCCGUCGGGCCGUCGUCCAGCUCGUUCCCCCUGAGGAGGAGUGACAGCCUGAUGUCGGAGGCAUCAGGUCUCACGUAUUGGCGUCUGAAUGAGAGCGAGCUGUAUCACCCUCUGCCGGACAGCUUCGACAGCGGCGCCUACCUCCUCCUGCAUGAGGCCUCCAUCAGUCUGACCCCCUCCCAGGAGCCUCGGCUGUCCCUCAAAGAGAUCUAUCGGAACAAGCAGAGGACAGACUGUAAACGCUCAGACUGGGAAGGUUCUGUUACAUCCAGUCCAACCUCUCCGCAGAUGUUGACGUUGGAUCCGGCAGCUAACCAGCGGCACUCUGAUCGAACGUCCGGCUUCACCUCGCCCUCCCACUUCAGCAGCCCCUCAUUCGCCGCUCAGCCACACCUCUACCCCCGAGUAGGGACCCCCGUGACCCCCGACAGCAUGGUGGAGGGCAGCCAGAACCCCGGAGACACAGACUGCCCCUCCGACACCUCCAGCGCUUCAGCUGCUGGACCCUCCCCGUCCAAAACCCAGACCAUGUGGGGGAAGACGGUCCAGGAUCAGACGCAGCAGCGCAGAGCCAGUGCCCCCUUAGCCAGCGAGGAGGAGGGCAGCCACACCCACACCAGCACCCUGAAGCCCGGAUCCACCUCUGGGUCCUCUCUAAGGCCUGCAGUCAGUCCUCACAUGGAGAGAGCUUCCUCUCUGGAGGAUCCUGUCGUCCUUUCUCUGCUGAGGCAGAACCUGAGAGAGAAGCACUCCCGACACGUGGCCGAUCUGAAGGCAUACUACGAGUCUGAGAUCCAGACCCUGAGAGACAAACUGAAGCUCUCAGAUCUGCCCAAAGAUUUAGAGAAGAGCAACCACGCCCUCACAGAGAGGUGUAAGCAGCUGGAGCGAGCUCUGUCGGAGGCCACCUGCCGGAUUCAAGAGCUGGAGGCCACAAACAGCUCUCUGGAGAUGAAACUGGCGGAGUGGCCGGAGCGGUACGCGGUUGCAGGUGCGACGGUGAAAUCUCUGCAGCAGCGACUGGAGGAGAGCAAACGCUCCGGCAAAGAGAAGGACGCCAUGACGGCUCGUCUGAAGAGCCAGACCCGGCAGCUGGAGGAGGCGGUGCAGAGAGCGGGCAGGGAGGCUGACGAGAAGGAGGCGAGGAGGGAGAGGGAGUACAAGAUGCUGCAGGACCUGCUCGGAGAAUACGACUCUCUGAUGAAGGAGCACGAAGGAGUGAAGAACAACCUGGUGUCAACAGAGAGCAAGCUGGUCGAUGCCAAUGAUCAGAUAUCCGACCUGAGGAGAGUGAUCUCCAAACUGGAGUCCCAGGUGAAGCAGAUGGAGCACGAGAACCAGGCCAGAACCCGAUACGCGUCCCACAGCAACACACAACCGUCCGGGGCUGGUCUCUUCCACCAUCCUGACCUGCUGCUGUCUCCGAGUAAAGGCCGGAUCGAGCCCGACGUCACCCGCAGGAAGUCCCCGUGUCCUCUACCUGAGCAGCUGAACAGCAGCAGAAAAUCCCCGUUCCACAGCGUCCACAAGACGCCUCAGUAUCCAAUCAACGAUCAAUCAUCAGGAAAUGGAAGCUCCGUGGACGCUUCUGAAGGCGGUGGCGUGUGGAGGUGUGCCUCCCCUCCAGAGAGUGAGCAGUCUCUGCUGCAGCACAGACACCAGGAGCAGAGCGUCUGUCUGAGAGAGGCGGGUCGUAGGGACGCGUCCUGCAGCCUGACCCCCAUGAUGAGGGCUCUGAUUGAGCUGGAGGAGACCAGAGCCACAGAGAGCCGGGCCCCCUGGAUCGGCAGUCAGAGGACCACAGUCGGGUUUGUGGAGCGCAGACACAAAGAGGUGAUUCAGGAUCAAGUCAGGCUUCAGGCCCCCAUGGAGGUGGUCAAACCUGCGGGAGCUGCACUGCGAGCCGAGAGAGGAGGAGGAGGAGGAGGAGGAGGGAAGAAGAUGAAUGGAGCUGCAGCUUUGCUGAGAGCUCAGAGGGGUCUCUCUCCAGAGGGCCACAGAUCGUCCUCACUGCCUCCUCCUGCACAGAGAAACAUCCCCCCGACCACACCCACUAAGAGAGAAACUCUUCUCAUGCCUCUGUCUGCGAAGUCCAGUCCUAAACGCUGCCCCUCAGAGAACUACUCCACCGCUUUCGGUCUCCCGAUGCCAAGAGAGGAACACCUGAGCAAAAGGUUCGAUGGACACGUCGAUCAGAGGCGUCACUCGUUCCACAGCAGCAGUCCCAGAAAGAGACUCCAGUUCAUGUCAGCAGAGAGAGACGACGAAGUCCAGCACCCCUCAGAGUCCUCAGGCAGCAUGAAUCCCCUAGAGGGAAACUCCCAGCUGGGCUGGGAGGACCAGGCAGCCUGUGGUGGAUCUGACCUGCACGACCCCCCUGAGGACCCGGCCCCUCUCCUCCUGGACAGACUCCACUCGCUGGCUGAGGCCGAGAAACUGUUCGACGAGCUGACGCAGGAAAAACAGCAGAUUGAGGCAGCGCUGAGCCGGAUGCCUGGAGCAGGAGGUAGAGUGACUCUACAGUCCCGGUUAGAUGAGGUGGCCUUAGAGAACCGUCUGGAGAGAGUGAAUCGUGAGCUGGGAUCCAUCCGCAUGACUCUGAAGAGGUUCCACGUCCUCCGCUCCUCUGCCAACAUAUAGCAAUGUCUGUCUUUUUACAGUGUGGAUGCUAAAAACUUAGUGUCUUGAUUUUUCUUACAGUGCACUGAUUGUCUCCACGUCUCUUUUUGUGCCAUCUGUACAGCAGCAUCUUUUUAUACGUACCUCUUAUUACUCGGGGAUAUUUUUUACAUGUCUGGAAGAUAUGAAACUUUUGGAGUAUAUAUUUUUAGAAGACAGAUUUGUAAAGUCGUUUACUUUUUUAGUCACAGGAAUAUUAAUAUGACAUGUUUUAAUCGCCAUAUUCAGGUCUGGAUUUUUAAGCUGUUUCAGCAGACACAUUCAUCCACUUUGGGAAUAUAUGUCACUGCCAUUUUUAUUCACCUGUAAGGAUGUGUUAUUGCUUUAUUCCACAUGAGACCACUUCAUCGUAUUUAUUACAUGUUUAAGUUUUAUAUGUCAGAUUUAAUUUGUGUGCAUUGUUUCUUAUUGUUAAAGUAUGAUUGAGUUAUUUGUCUUUGGGCCAAAUUUAUCAAGAAGAAAAGAAAUGUUUACUUGAAUCAAAUCACCUUUUUUUCUGUUUACUCUCUUUAAACGCUCGUCACUUUGUUCGCUUCAUCUUUCAAACUCUGCUGUUUCUUGAAGAGAGCCACUUGUAAAAUCAAAACCAGCACACUUUCUGAGCGUCAAACACACACACACACACACACACACACACACACACACACACACACACACACACACACACACACACACACACACACACACAUUUCCACACAACUCUUUGGUCAGCUGUUCAAUGCCUGUGCAUGGGAUUUCUUGCACUGCUUCCUUUUUCCAUGCAGAUUUUCCAACCUGACAUGAACUUCACUGGAACUAUAAUGUUGUUGUUGCACAAUAAAUGAAGCUUUUUUGAUAA
Molecule: messenger RNA, 4808 nt
Organism: Notolabrus celidotus (New Zealand spotty)
Lineage: Eukaryota; Metazoa; Chordata; Actinopteri; Labriformes; Labridae
Product: M-phase phosphoprotein 9
Exons: 24
Coding region: 134-3931 (1265 amino acids)
Cellular component (GO): centriole
Source: RefSeq, a predicted model, not a curated record